This is a messenger RNA of Melanaphis sacchari, 1770 nucleotides long. RefSeq lists its product as uncharacterized. NCBI's taxonomy places the organism in Eukaryota, Metazoa, Arthropoda, Insecta, Hemiptera, Aphididae. The coding region runs from base 1 to 1770 and encodes 589 amino acids. The record is from RefSeq and is a predicted model, not a curated record. The transcript is spliced from 5 exons.
AUGUCUUGUAAUCAAGAUAAUGAAUGGGAAUAUGUACCUGUAGAAACAGCAGAUGAGAUUAUGUUGUGUGGAGAUGUAGUUGAGAGUAAAAGUCUAAAAAACUGGAAUAGAUGGCUUAAAAUAAGAAAACAACAACAUAAAUACCUUGGUUUAAUGGUAUGUCGUAGUUCUACAUCGUUGUUAAUGAAUAGAUCUGAUACAUUCAGAUCAAAAGUUGAAUGUAAAUGGCUGGUUGAUGUAGCCCAUAAGUUAAAAGCCAAUAAUGAAUAUUGUGCUGAUUUUCCUUAUUCUAUAAAUAGAGAAAUAGAAAAUUUUACUUGUAUAUAUACACCAGAUGUAAUACGUACUGAAAAAGGAUUAUUGGGCAUUAGAAAAGAUGCUCGCAUUGAUUUGCAAACACCUAAUAAAGUGUUGCUUAAUAAUGAAUUAAAUAUUUUAAAAAGUUUAGUACCUUUUAAAAGUUCUGAAAAAUUAGCUAUUAUUGGGAAAAACAUUCUUAAAAAAACUAUAAAUCACAAAUUUGAUUAUAAAGGUACUAUCCCAUCUAUUUAUUUUGAGUCUGCUCAUAUGAAAAAUAAUUGUAAUAUUGCACUAAUUUAUGUUAGGGUAAAUGAUUUUAUAAUAAAAUCAAUUAAAGACAGUUAUUUAUGUAUGACAACUGAAUUAAAAACAAAAUCAAAACCAGUUAAUACCGUAAAAAUAAAUGAAGAUUCUUGGGAUGAGAUAAUAAUAGAAAAUUGUGGACAAAUAAGUGUCUACUAUAAAUGGAUAAAAGAAGAAUAUACCGCUACAAAAUAUGAUAGUAUCUUAAAAGAAAAACCAAAAAAAAGUUUUUUUUUUGACACCAGGACCAAUAUUUUGGGUCCUGGUCAAAUUAAACGCUUAACAGUUUUAUUCAGACCUACACAAACUGGGCCUCACAGAGAAAUGUGGUUUUUACAAUUAAAUGUUUUGGAAAAAUUAGAUCAUAUAGCUAGGAUCAAUGUACCUCUACAAGGAUGUGCUAUUUCCAAUGUUGACAACAUGUUAUCUAUAAUAAAACUGCAAAAUACUACAUUAUCUGAAAAAUUUAAUGGAUUAUGUACUAAGUCAACCAACAAAAAUCAUCAAAAUGCAUUUUUGGAAGAUAAGUCUACUUUUAUUGAAAAAUAUCAUUAUCACGACGAAAAGAUGAAAUAUCUUUACCACAUAUUACAAACAGAGAAUUCUAAAAGUAUUGAAGAACUUCUAAACCAAUGUAUGCAACUAAAGCAAUCACUUAAAGAAAAAUACUUAGAUAUAAUUAGUCAAACAGCUGUCAUAUUAUUAAAAAAAGAAAUUAUUUUUGAACAUAAUCAGAUGAAUCAGCAUGAAUUAAACGCACAUAAAAUUAUGUAUAUAACAAUGAAUUGUAUUGAUUUGAUAAUGAAUACUUACGAAUUUGAUCAUAAUGAAGUUUGUCAAGAACUGUACAAAAACUCUGGUGAAAAUCAACUGAAAUUAAUAAAUAAUUCAGAUAAUGAAAUAUCCGAAGUUGAUAUCACUACGAAACAAAAUACUGAUUACACUACAGUAAGCAAAGAAUGGUUUGAAAUGAUCAAACCUAUGAUCAAGAAACGAUUAGAAUGGGCUGUAGAAAGAAUAUCAGAUUAUAAUAUCUUGUGGACAGAAUGUAAACAUGAAAAUGCUAAUGAGACUAUAAAGGAUGAACAUAAAACAAGGAUACUAGGAGUAGAUUCUUAUGAGCAUAAAGAAUGUAGUCUUUCACUUGUUUUCACGAUACUAUGGUGA